Molecule: messenger RNA, 642 nt
Organism: Rhizopus microsporus ATCC 52813
Lineage: Eukaryota; Fungi; Mucoromycota; Mucoromycetes; Mucorales; Rhizopodaceae
Exons: 4
Coding region: 1-642 (213 amino acids)
Source: RefSeq, a predicted model, not a curated record
AUGCAUAUUAAAAGACCACAAUUAUCGCUUUCACUCUUACGACAUUCUAAAAUAAACUCAGAUAAAAAGGAAUUCGUCUUCAAUUCUUUUCAACGUAAAAAAGGACGCACAAAAAAGGAUGUAUACCUGAAUGAACAGCACAGCCGGCCAUCUUUGAACUUGUCUAUAACGAACGAUUCUCGGUUCAAGGAUGAGUUACUUCCAUCGUAUUCAUGUACUGUUCAUAAAGUAGGUAUCUGUCAUGCAAAAAUCGAGGUGGAUUCACUAGGCGCCAAACCUUGGCGGCGUCCAUGGAGACAUAUCUUUAUGGAGUUAAGAGGAACAUUUUUACAGAUAUAUGAAAUCAAGACGUUUAAACCUCUCUACUUGCCAACAUUUCCAGCCGAUUAUCAACAGACAUUCAAAUGGAUUCCCCUUAUUAACCUAUCACUCUCUCAGCUUGAAGCCGUAGUGGCCGAUGAUUAUAAAAAGAGAUCAAACGUAUUUCGUAUCAUAGACUCUAGUCUACGGUUACUUGUUCAGGUUCAAACAAUGGCAGAAAUGCGAUCUUGGAUGGAAAAAAUAUCUGCUGGUAAAAAUAUUGCUGUAGACUUUGUUUAUCCUCCAAUACCCACGAUCGAUUGUCUUGGUUGCAUUGCAUAA